AUGAAAAACUCAGAAAGGAGUAAUCACUCUGGAUCUGUGAGUGAAUUUAUCCUCUUGGGCUUCCCAGGACCUUGGGAAAUCCAGAUCUUCCUUUUCUCAUUAUUUUCUGGGUCUUACAUACUGACACUGAUUGGUAACAUAUCUAUUAUCUGUGCAGUAAAUUUGGACCAGAAGCUCCACACCCCUAUGUACAUUCUUUUGGCCAACUUCUCUUUCUUGGAGAUCUGCUAUGUCACCUCUACAGUCCCCAAUAUGUUGGCCAACUUUUUCUCUGAGAAUAAGAUAAUCUCCUUCAGUGGCUGCUUUCUCCAGUUCUAUUUCUUCUUUUCAAUGGGCACAACAGAAAGCUUUUUCCUGUCAGCCAUGGCUUAUGAUAGGUAUCUUGCUAUCUGCCAGCCCUUGCAUUAUCCCACUGUCAUGACUCUACAAAAAUGCAAAAAAAUGAUUUGUUGUUGGGUAUGUGGUUUUUUCUGUUACCUCCUUCCAGUUUACCUCAUAUCCCAACUGCCUUUUUGUGAUCACAAUACAAUUGACCACUUUAUUUGUGACCCAGGACCUCUUAUUAGACUAUCCUGUAUUCCAGCACCUGCCACUGAAAUCAUAUGUUCUGUCUUUAAUUCAGUCCUCAUCUUCUCUACCUUCCUCUUCAUUACAAGCUCAUAUACAUUGUUAAUCAGAGUUGUGCUGAAGAUCCCCUCAGCAGAAGGUCGGCGUAAGGCAUUCUCCACAUGUGGCUCUCAUUUGGCAGUGGUGUCACUGUUCUAUGGUUCCAUUAUGGUAAUGUAUGUGAGUCCAACAUCUAGAAAUCCAGCUGGGAUUCAGAAGAUUGUGACCUUAUUCUACUCUGUGUUGACUCCACUCUUCAAUCCAUUGAUCUAUAGUCUCCAGAAUAGAGAAAUGAAGGCAUCCCUGAAGAAAGUCUUUGGAAGUAUGAAAUUUGAACAACAUGUAUGA
Molecule: messenger RNA, 954 nt
Organism: Gracilinanus agilis (Agile Gracile Mouse Opossum)
Lineage: Eukaryota; Metazoa; Chordata; Mammalia; Didelphimorphia; Didelphidae
Product: olfactory receptor 11H6-like
Biological process (GO): G protein-coupled receptor signaling pathway
Cellular component (GO): membrane
Molecular function (GO): olfactory receptor activity; G protein-coupled receptor activity
Source: RefSeq, a predicted model, not a curated record